AAUCAUAAUUGGUCCAGCAACAACAGAAAUAGUAUAGCCAACAACAACCCACCUCCACAGCAAACCAUGUCACAGAAAUACCAACAGAAAAGCUUACCUCAGAAAGAUGGAAGCGUGUGCCAAAUAUGCAAAAUUGCUGGACAUAAUGCUUUAAAGUGUUGGUAUCGAUUUGACCAUGCCUACCAAAGUGAAGAAAUUCCUCAAGCAUUGGCGGCACUUACCAUAAUGGAUGACAAAGACAAAAGUACCUAUAUUGAUACUGGUGUCACUGAUCAUAUGACCUCUGAUCCAGCAUCUAUUGGUUCCUUAAAUCUUAAUGAUGUACUUGUUGUUCCUGAACUCAAGAAAAAUCUGUUAUUUGUUAGUAAGUUUACUGAUGAAAAUCCUUGUGUGUUUGAGUUCUCAUCUAAUGGUUUUGUGAUCAAGGACCAAGUAACACAAGCAGUGGUGGCCAAAGGAAUUAGGAAAGGACAACUUUAUGCACUGGAAGAAGAAGAGAAGCAUGCCCUUGCAGCAAUUUCAAAUAAAGCUACAGAUUCCAUUUGGCAUCAAAGAUUAGGACAUCCUAAUUCUAAUGUGCUAGAAGCUUUAGUCAUGAAAAAUGAUAUUGUAGUAUCAAAAUGGACUAAGCCCUCUCAUUUAUGCUCUAGUUGUCAAAUGGGGAAGAGUUGUAAGCUUCCUUUUAAUAAAAAUAAUGAAAGAGCAGUGGCUUUGUUUCAAAAAGUUCAUUGUGAUUUGUGGGGGCCUUCUCCAGUUCAAUCUACUAACCACUUUGUUUAUUAUGUGAUUUUUGUGGAUGAUUUCAGCAGGUUUACUUGGUUUUAUCCUUUGCAUAAGAAGUCUGACUUCUUUGAUGUUUUUCAGAAAUUUCAAAAGAUGCUAGCAACACAAUUUGACAAAAACAUCAAAAUUUUUCAAUGCGAUGGUGGUGGUGAGUUCUCAAGUAAGGCUUUCAUUAAUCAUCUAGCAGCUUGUGGCAUUAAAUUACAGGUAUCCUGCCCUGGCACUCCGGAAUAGAAUGGGGUUGCAGAAAGAAAACAUCGACAUAUAGUCGAGACAGGUUUGACCAUGUUAAUUCAUGCUAAUAUGCCACCCCAUUACUGGGUUGAUAGUUUCUUUACAGCAGUAUUUCUUAUUAAUAGAAUGCCUACACCUAA
Molecule: messenger RNA, 1157 nt
Organism: Rubroshorea leprosula
Lineage: Eukaryota; Viridiplantae; Streptophyta; Magnoliopsida; Malvales; Dipterocarpaceae
Source: the annotation of a GenBank genome assembly